Molecule: messenger RNA, 3520 nt
Organism: Pomacea canaliculata
Lineage: Eukaryota; Metazoa; Mollusca; Gastropoda; Architaenioglossa; Ampullariidae
Exons: 16
Coding region: 145-2133 (662 amino acids)
Biological process (GO): homophilic cell-cell adhesion
Cellular component (GO): membrane
Molecular function (GO): calcium ion binding
Source: RefSeq, a predicted model, not a curated record
UCUGCGCCGCGUCAUGGCCGGAAGUGGCGUCAGCUCGCGCUAAGCCGCCAUCCCUGGCGUUGGCAGCAGACGGCCCAGCGUCUUCUCUGUGACCAGACGGCGCCAGCAGUCGCUCCCACAGCCAUCAGCACCUGGCGCGACAACAUGAUGGCGUGCUCUCCUCCCUCGUCGGCCCGCAACCUGCGACUUCUGUGUGUGUUGGUGGCCGGCAUCUCGUCCGCCCUGCUGGCUGGUUGCACUCCAGUUAUCGCAGAGAGCUCGGAGUGUCUUCAUGGCGUCCAGGAUGCCGGAGGCAAGUGUACCUGUGAUCCAUGCUGGUCGGGGGAACAUUGUGAUCAGUACGCAAAGCGAAAACCAAUCUUCUUUCAAAAGACCGCUGAGGUGUAUCUCAGCCCAGAACACGAGGAUGGCGACCUGGUCUACUCGGCAGAAGCCAUCGACAUGGACGAGACCUACGCCUGCCAGACGAAGCAGAACUGUCCCUGCGCUCAGAUCCACUACUCCAUCAUCUCCGGCAACGACGAUCUAGAUUUUCACAUCGACAGCGACACAGGGAUGAUAACGACCACCGGGGAGUCCCUCCCCUUCCAGAACAAAGAGUACAUCCUGGAGAUCAGUGCCGACAACCCAGGCUCCGACGAGUACGAUGUCCUAAAACUAACGGUCCACGUACCCGUCUCGUGGGACGACAACAUCGCCAGUCGCUACCUUGUGGAGCCCAUGGGUGAUGGCUACAUGGAGCCACCGCUGCUACACAGCAUUCAUAAGAGAGCUGUCUACACUCCGCCAGGAAAUGUGACCUUUGUGCUGCUGAAGACGGGUGUGUCGGAAAACAUCACGGAGAUGCGGGUAGGCACCCGGAUCUCUUUCAAGCUGCAGAUAAUUUUCCCGCAGAACUCCACAGACAUGCUGGUGGAGCUGUUCGCACCUGACAACGAGACCAUGGUGAUGAUGCUGUGCAAUGUGGUGGUGCAGCCUGCAGGUGCCAGCCUCAGUUUCACCGGCACCGGCACUCCAGUUCUGGACUCGGCCAACGGCUCCACAACACUGUUUGACCGUGCAGUCAUCGACUUCGGGAAUGUGACUUUCAAGUCCACCCCGACCUCUGAGGCCGAUGUCUCCAUCAGCAUCACGUGGGACGCUGUGAUGAUAGACAACGUGCAGACACAGAACAGCACCGUCUACUGGGUCAGCGCAGGCGCCGAGUACAACUACGAAAAUGAAGUUUGGGUGGGCCAAGCAUCUUUCACCGCCAUCACCACCGCGGAGCCAGUCAGCAACUUCGGUGUCCCCACCUUCAACCUGAGUGGUCCAGACACGAUGGAGAUCGGUUCCUCCGCCGUGUUCACACUCACCAUGUACCUCCCUCUGCCCUCCGUCUACCUGAACGUCGAUGUCUUCGCGCCCCUGAACGCCAGUGACGUCAUGACGGUGUGCGGCAUGAAGGUCCGGGACACCGGAAGUAACUACCUGUGCGGCUUCCUGCCCCCCGAACACAACGCCACUCUGUACGCUGACAGCAACACGCGGGGCUAUGGCCGGGCACGACUGCAGCUGGGGACACUCACCAACAAAGGUGCUCGAGAAGCUGGCAACCCGACUGAAAACAACCGCAUUACAAUAGAGUUUGUGGUGAGAUGUACGAGGACGUGUCCUACGUGGGUCAGUCCUUACUGGGUUGGUGCUGCCGUGGAGGUUGGAAAGAGUCAGAUAUGGGCAGGCGAGAUUGCUGUCCGGGCACUAGCACGUGACACCACCCGGGUCAUCAGCCCCUCAUGGAAUGUGAACAAAACGGACAGCGGGGGUAUGUCGACCGUGAAACCUGUCGUCGUUAACAUCGACAUCAAGAUUCCUCGCUACUCCAUCGGUGGCUACGCCCUGGAGGCGCUUACUCCAGUGGUAAACUCCGAGGCCGUGCUUCAGCUGUGCUCAGUCACCGUCGCCAGUUUCGGGACAACGUGCCCUGCACAUCAACGAGCGCCAUGGCUUCCUACUUCCGCCGCGGCAGCCUGCCGAUGUACAUGGACCGCGGCUACCUCGACCUCGGCGUCGUCAGCAACGUGGGGCCCUGGGGCUGGCAGCCCGCCAACGCCACCUUCGACCCGGAUACCAUCCGCCUGCGCAUGCUCGUGAAGGCGACCAAUCACAGCCUGGCGACCCCCGGCAGUACCCACAGUGUGACACUGGGUCUCUUCAUAAACGACCAACGCCUGCUGGUCACCUCCGUCAGCCUGCAAGUGGAGGCGGACGCCAUCAUACCCAAUGUCACGAACGAGACCUCGCCAGACUGGGGACUAACGUGGGCUUAUGGUAGCGGCAACAUCCAGGUGGGGGCCGCCGCCCAGGUCUUGAUGACCAUCACCACGAAGCGCAACACCAUCUACGCCCCCUUCGACAUCGAGGCCAUCAUGCCCAACAGCACCACCUACACCAUGCUCUUCCAUCUGCCGGCUCCGCUCCUACUACGUGGGUAAAAACCUGCCCUGCACCUUGAAUGAAGCCAUCAACGCUUCGGUUUAUUAUACUUCCGACGCCUCAUACGACAACCUCAGCAGCCGCGCUGUGGUCAACAUGCCGUCGCUGUGCAACUACGAGUUCAUCAACAGCACGGUAGAGGACCAGUUGGUUCUGGAACUCAGCUUCCGCUUGGAGAACGGAGCCACCAAUGGCACGGAGUUCUGGCCCUCCAUGGGCAUCAUGUUCAGCCCCUACAGGAUGUGGAUUGGCCAGAUCAAGAUGUGGGCCCGCACUGACCAGCGUUCAACAGCGGGGUGCGUCCCUACAUCAGUGUCUUUAAGAACGACGUGGGAAGUGUACCCAUUGGCUACUUCGCCUAUUACACCAUCAUCAUCAAGACCAACCCUGGGGACACCAUUCCUAUCUCCUCAAUAUCUCCACCUCAGCGGUUGGAUACGGGGUGUGCACUGUACGCGUCAUAAAGAUAGGAAACCACAUGCCCUGUGUUAAUGCCAGCGCCCUGGCUGCUACCUAUGAGCGGAGCACGGACAGUCUGAACAACAAGCCACACUGAACUUUGGGACUGUCUCCAACACUGCCACCGGCAACAGUUCGCCAAUAACACUUUCGACGAUGACACCAUCCAGGUGGAAGUAGUCAUCAGCGUCCCCUCCACCGCCGUCAGUGGGACUCAGGGGUCGUUUGCUGUCCUCAUGAGCUACGCCGGCACUACAUACAGUCCCACUGUUCCCUCCUUCAACAUCACCAGCAACACCUCCAUCAUCAGCAAGAAGUCCAACAACGUCACCGACUUCCAGCUGAGCGUCAUCCCCAUCUCGGCAACCGACAACGACACCAACGUCGUAGCGGGACAGGUGAAGAGGUUUCAGGUGUGCGCCUGGACCGUCCCAUCAGCCACCAGCGCCCUCGUCUUCAAUCUCAUGGCCCCGACCACCAGCGCCGUGCAGCAGGUGGAGGUGACCUACUUCGGACUCCUGUCGGGGGGUAGCAACCUACCCUGCUACUCUGGACCCUGUGGGAAAGGAACGGCGACAUAUUCAAA